CCUCUCUUUUCUCUUCUUGUUGUUGUGUUACUGGCUACUCUCCCCGCCUCCCACGCCCCUUUUUUUCUUUUCUUUUCGUCGGACUUGAUGACCAAUGUUGGAUGUGUGAUGGACGGGUAUUUCCAGGUUGGAGGCUGGAAAGAAUGGAUGCAUUGGCGAGUACACACACAUGUCGGUUUGAGCGAGGAGCGAAUGGAUUGCGAAUUUGUUCUCAGGCUCAGCCUAUUGCUUUUCUCUUUGGCUCUCGCCCUAUCGAGCCUGGGCUUCUCGUUCGGAGCUCCGCAAACACGUAUCCGGGGGAGGGUCUCUACCUAAUUAUCCAAGGCACGCUGCCUGUCUGUAAGAGCGCGGGAUUCGACCACAGCAUAUGGGCACAGGAAAUGGGGACAAAACAAAACACGAAGAGUGAAGGGCGGCCAAGCAUUGAGCCGCUUCUUCAUGUAAGACUAGAGUCUAAAGUAUCGACAAGGCACUUACUUAUUGAUAUUCAGCAAGUGCCCAAGCCUUCCGUGGGUUCUUACCCUUUCACACUGUGGUGGAAGACCCGAGAGGCCAUUUCCCCUGAAAUGUCAAGUUCGAGUCUACGCUGUUCUACCCCAAAUUAACACUUCCUGAACUCUUUGACCCUCAUCACUCGACGGAUACCUGUUGUAUAUCCAGAAUGUGUUUGCGUUCGGCCGCAGAUCGGGGCGAGACUACUUUUGGUUAUCUUGCAGUG
This is a messenger RNA of Sodiomyces alkalinus F11, 718 nucleotides long. RefSeq lists its product as hypothetical. NCBI's taxonomy places the organism in Eukaryota, Fungi, Ascomycota, Sordariomycetes, Glomerellales, Plectosphaerellaceae. The record is from RefSeq and is a predicted model, not a curated record. The transcript has a single exon. The coding region runs from base 102 to 605 and encodes 167 amino acids.